This is a messenger RNA of Pimephales promelas (fathead minnow), 2021 nucleotides long. Lineage: Eukaryota; Metazoa; Chordata; Actinopteri; Cypriniformes; Leuciscidae. The record is from RefSeq and is a predicted model, not a curated record.
ACAGGGAAUAUAUACACACAGAUCUAACAAUGUGAUGGGAAACAGCUGAGUGAACUGAUGAACUGAUGAGUGACUGACAGUAUGCUGGGAAAUGAAGUCAAAAUGUGAAAGACACCAUGAGAACGAGGACCUCUAUUGACAACCCAGGCAAACACAACCAGACACUGUGACAAUAAGCCCUGUUCUGUUGUUGACAGCAUUUUUUCUAUCCUUUUCUCCCGACCCCUGUAGUUCCCCCUUGCAGCCGACUGGGGAUCCCUGGACAGUAUUAAACCCCCUGCUCUAAUUAAACGAGAUACGCAUGGACCUCAACAUUCAACACGCCUACAAGACAUUUAAUUAAAAGAUGAGGACAGAACCUGGAGAUAAACCAAGUAUGCACACACCUGAAGCCUUGGUGAGAAGUCAUGUUGUGUAUAAUGCAAAGUUCUUGGGAAUCACAGAUGUGGAGCAGCCCAAAGGGACAGACAUGGUCCGUGUGGCUGUCAGGAAGCUGAAGUUUCAAAGACACAUCAAGAAGUCAGAGGGGCAGAAAACUCCUAAAGUGGAGCUUCAGAUCUCUAUAUAUGGUGUGAAGAUAUUGGACCCUAAAACUAAGGAGAUGCAGCAUAACUGCCAACUUCACAGAAUGUCCUUCUGUGCAGAUGACAAAACAGAUAAAAGAAUCUUCACCUUUAUCUGUACAGAACCCGAGACGAAGAAACACCUGUGUUACGUGUUUGACAGUGAAAAAUGUGCGGAGGAGAUCACUCUUGCUAUCGGACAAGCCUUUGAUCUCGCCUACAAAAAGUUCCUAGAGUCUGGUGGAAAAGAUGUAGAGACGAGGAAACAGAUUGGAAACCUUCAGAAACGAAUUCAGGAUUUGGAGAUGGAGAACUCAAAACUGAAGAAGAAGCUGAAAGAGCUGGAGGAUCAGCUGAUGGAUCCUCGCUGCUCACCAAGGCCGUCUGCCUUGUCCUGGUGUGGUGAUGUCACAUCACUGUCCAGCCUAGAGAUCUCCUCUGUCACUCUAACGCCUGUCAGCUCACCCGAUUCCAGCCAAUCAGCAAGCUUGCUCACCCCUCCUCCUGCUAAGCCCACCCAAUUACAGUCCUCAAGUGGUUACAUCGUGCCACGACCUCGUGCUGGAAGCAUACAAGCUAGAGCGCCCUCCACUGACAUAUUUGAUAUGGUUCCAUUCACCCCUGAGUCUCCAAUAUCGAGACGGUUGAAUUGUAACGGCAUCUCAUCUCCGUACCUGCUUCCAAAAGACAGAGAUAUAGACCUGUUUGGAGCAGAACCAUUUGAUCCGUUUAUUUGUGGACCUACUGUCUUCACUCCAGACAUCCAGUCCAAACUAGAUGAGAUGCAGGAGGGGUUCCAAAUGGGACUGACUUUAGAGGGGACGGUGUUUUCCCAGGAUCAGGUGGACAGCCGAUGCUGAUUUUGGAAAUACGUUUUUAUACGCGCUGUGAUUCUUGACCACAAAACCCCCAAAAAAUCACAUAUUUAAUAUUUGUAUUUUGAAUUGAGUUCGAGAGUAAUGUAGAAGGAGCCUCAAAAAGGUCCGUAGAGGUCAUUUCUAUUUUUAUAUAAUAAAAUCAACAUUUAAGAUUGAUGAUUUGUGUAUUUUAACUUCUUAAUCUUGAAACAGGAAUUGUUAAAAGAGAGAUGGACACCAAAUGUGCUCUAGCUCUUUCUAGAAUUUUUCUAGAGUUUGGACCAAAUUUAGAUGGCGUUUUGAAAUACAAAGAUUCAUUAAUUAUAAUAUAUUUGUGGUUGCAGUUGUUGCUGAGGAGGUUGCUCAUGUUGUAAUGGUGCAAGGUUAUAUUAUAAUAUCUAAACUAUUAAACUAAACAUCAUCAGGGUUAUAGAUUUAUCAAAAACUGGUGGGUCUCUCAUAUGUUCAAUCAUUGUUAAGGUUCUCCAUUUAUAUUUCCAGAUGUUCCAAUCCGUUUCUCUUUCAUUGAUGGCUGUUUUAAUAUUUGAUUGCAUAUCACUUGCUCUUUAAUGGUGAAUAAAUGAAAACUGAUAGCACACCA